Molecule: messenger RNA, 1292 nt
Organism: Verruconis gallopava
Lineage: Eukaryota; Fungi; Ascomycota; Dothideomycetes; Venturiales; Sympoventuriaceae
Exons: 4
Coding region: 1-1233 (410 amino acids)
Molecular function (GO): methyltransferase activity
Source: RefSeq, a predicted model, not a curated record
AUGCCCGCCUCCAAAUUGGCACAAGAGUCUACUCAAAAGCCAGAAUUCAGGCCGACCGUUUAUGGACUGAUUUCUGAGCUUUGCGUGUUGCUGAAUAAGCUAGAGAGUGAUCGUGCGGAGGUGCCCUCCCUUGCAGCGGGCGCGCAUUCCAAGCUGUGGACUGCCCAAGGCGAUAGCUUAGCGGCGUCUCGCGAUCGAGCUUUGGAGCUUUUGAGGAACCUAUGCCAGCUAUUGCAAGGACCGCAUGAAUACUUUCAUUCCUUGGUGUCUUCAAAUUGGGAUCUUGGAGCUCUCUACACAAUCAUCGAGCUUGGAAUAUUGGAGAAAAUCCCUUUGACCUCUUGCGCAAACGUGAUUGAUCUUUCUGAAGAGCUUGGCUUAGAUGAGCGGAAAUUGCUUACACUCCUCCGACUUGUCACAUGCUCAAACAUUCUUUACGAGGCCGAAGACGGGUUCUUUGGGCAUACUGCCCUGUCUCAAGAGCUUUUGCAAGACGAGCAAUUCCGAGCCUUCAUAGGAUUCCAGCUGUUUGAGGCCAGGAUCGGCAGUGUGCAUUUGGCAGACUCCCUGAAGGGGAGCAAAAACACCUUUGAGCAUGGGUGUUCAGCUUUCAAACACGCAAUGGGUAUACCGCUAUACCAGUGGCAUGGUGAGAACACGGAGAAAGGUACGAGGUUCCGUAUGGCUAUGCAGGGGGUCUCAAAAAGUCUAGACCCUGGUGACGAUUUGUUCCGUCAGUGGUUUAAGCAGCAUUCUGAAUCUGGCACAUGUCUAACCGUCGUCGACGUUCUUGGAGGCAACAAACCAAGCCAGCAAAAGUUCAUUGGCGAGUUUCCAGAGCUCAAUUUCGUUUCCGUUCACGACAUUGGCGAAAUAGCCUUUGUUGACGGACCUAUUCUGGCAUAUGUCGUCCGCAAUGUGUUCUGGAACAAGAGAGACAACGAGGUGAUCUCCGUGAUUCGGAGCAUCCACCAAGCUAUGGAGAAAAACGCAAAAGCCACGCUGUUGAUUAAUGAAAUGCUGUCGCCAGCUAGAGGCGAAUUCCCAGGAGAUCUCGAGCACGCCUAUCGUCGACGCGACGUUACAACGAUGACUAUGCACAACGCGAAGCAACGGACUGUCGCUGAAUGGCAUGGGCUAUUUCGUGAAGUAGAUCUAAAGUGGAAGAUCCGACUGGUCACGGGUAAUUCGUCACAUAGCUACAGAGGGCUUUGGGAGAUACAAAUGAAUUAGCAUUCGACACUGUGAUUACUGGUUUCAGGGUGGAAUUUUAACGAGAGGCCUUAAUUAAG